Molecule: messenger RNA, 1154 nt
Organism: Centruroides sculpturatus (bark scorpion)
Lineage: Eukaryota; Metazoa; Arthropoda; Arachnida; Scorpiones; Buthidae
Exons: 3
Coding region: 165-797 (210 amino acids)
Source: RefSeq, a predicted model, not a curated record
GUCUUGGAUUUAUCAAUUAGUAUCGUAAAAAACUGAACAUCUGUUAACAAUUGAUAUAUUUCUAAUGGUUUUAUCUGAAUCCUUCUAACAGUGAUAAAAUGAUAAGAAAAUAAAAUGAAAGAAUUAUCGAAAAAAUAUCACUUUACAUCCGUUGUCUUGUAAAGAUGCUGUUGUGGAGUAUCUUUUUAUCUUUCAUCACCUUGGUAUGGAGCCAUGGAAGGCUUCUGGAACCACCGAGUAGAUCUAGCAUGUGGAGAUUCGGUUUUAAAAAUCCCGUUAAUUACGACGAUGAUUCUCUUUAUUGCGGUGGAAUCUCGGUUCAUUGGAAUAAAAAUGGUGGAAAAUGCGGGAUAUGCGGUGAUCCGUGGAAUCAACCAGAACCUAGAGACAACGAAGACGGAGGAAUUUACGGUAAUAAGAUCAUCGCUAGAACUUACAAAUCUGGACAGGAGAUAGAUACCAAUGUUUAUUUAACUGCCACGCAUCAGGGAUAUUUCGAAUUUAGAAUCUGUCCCCUGAAGACACCCGAUCAAAAGGCGGAUCAGGAGUGUUUAGAUCAAUAUCUUUUAGAGAGAGCCGAUGGUAAAGGAACGAAAUUCCCUAUUCCUCCAGGUGCAAAACCCGAUAAUUAUCCUGUUAAGUUGAAGUUACCCCAAGGACUUACUUGCGAUAGAUGUGUCUUCCAGUGGCACUAUCGUACAGGUAACAGCUGGGGCAUUUGUGAAAAUGGUAAGGGAGCACUGGGUUGUGGUCCUCAGGAAUAUUUCCGUGGAUGCGCCGAUAUCGCCAUUAAAUAAAAGAAAAUUCUUGUAAUUUCUACAUGAUAUUCAGAACUUUUUUUUUCUUUCUUUAAAUUAUCAAUAAAUGCAUUGUUACUGUUAAAUAUACAUAUAUUUAUUUAAUAAAAACCAACAUUUUCGUACACAAGAACUUUAGAAAAUGCAAUUUAGAUUUACGUGAAAUAACUUACCUAUAAAAUCUAUAAUUGAGAUAUAUUAAUGAUGAAAGAUCGGUUACAUUCAACAAGUUUGCUUUUGAUAAAACCAAAAGUGAUUGAUAUCGUUUCUAAAUCCGGUUAUCAUGAUGUUGCUCUAAAUUUCAUAUUUAUACAAUGAUCCAUAUCAACGAAGGAGAAAGAUUUAACAUUUAUAUAA